GUUCGAUUUCUCUUCGUCGACAAACACUUGUGUUACAUAGAAUAAAAGUAGACUUAUUGCUUUUAUUGAAAAUAUCAGAAGAAGAAUCAAGAUGGCCCAGCCAAGUUUACCGCAGGGCAAUGAGAAGCGUCUGCGCUGUUUGCGCUGCAAUAAGAAGAUCAAAUCCUCCCGAUACGAGACUAGUAGACUCGCCCGUCACAACGAGCAGAAACACCCGGAAAUAAACUUGAACCGGAAACCGGAACAUAAACUGGCAUCAAAACAUGGAAUCACUGAAGAUUGCCUUGCACAAAACAGCAUAAUGAAGGAGUCCCAAAAGGCCGAGAAAGCCGAUCGUUUGAAUGAUAUGCCCAGACUUACUGUACACUGGAGAAGAGAUCUGGAUAAGUGCAAGAAAACACCAACUGCUGCAUGCAAUGCAUCCGCCACGAAGGACCAUUUAUGUUUAUGCGCCAAGGAUAAAGCUAUGUCGACUCGAAAUCAGUUCCUUAAGGACUCCGUUUAUCGAUGGAGUGCCUUGGAUGGCAAACUAUUUUGCCCGGCCUGCGGUUGCAAGCGUCGUCCACUUAUUAAAGCCGCCUCGGAAUUGGAGUCUGGAUGGUAUGCCAACUGCUGGAUAUUCUGCCUACUGCCUUGUCUGAUGUCCUCGGAUAAUCAGGAAUAUCUAUACUGCUCCAAGUGCAAAACCUUUCUGGGUAUCUACAAUCGAGAAAAGAACAUCGUGCGACCCAACAGAGAAUUUGUGUAAAAUAACUUUUUGAAUAAUUUUUAACGCAUUUUUCAAUUCCUUUCCUUACCUUAUGUAAUAGAAAAUUGUUAACAAAAUUAAGUGUAAAUAACUUUUAAAGUAGAUACUAUUUAAAACUUAGCUUCUUAACUAUAACUUUUGUAACUAAAAUGUCUAUGUAACUGCAACAGAACACAUUACCACCUCACAUGCCUUCAGUUAAACAAUCGCAUAUUUCUAGACAAAAUUUAUCUUUGAAUACUCCGAAAUUAAUAUUGCUUCAAUUUAUGGUUAUCUU
Molecule: messenger RNA, 1025 nt
Organism: Drosophila gunungcola (fruit fly)
Lineage: Eukaryota; Metazoa; Arthropoda; Insecta; Diptera; Drosophilidae
Exons: 2
Coding region: 92-748 (218 amino acids)
Source: RefSeq, a predicted model, not a curated record